UACCUGUACAAUGGCAACGGUAGGGCAGAAUUAUGAACAGGAUGCAUUCACGUGUCCUAUUUGUCUAGAGACACUCAAGUCACCGAAAAGUUUGCCAUGUUUACAUACCUUUUGUGAAACAUGCAUUGGUGAGUUUAUUGUAUCAACUGAACAACGCGCAGACCAAAACCUUUCCAACUACCCUUGUCCUGUAUGUAGGAAAGUUGUUACACCCACCAACCCAGAAGACGAAACAUCACAAUGGGCAGCAUCGCUUCCGCAUAAUUUAACAAUUUCAUCAUUAAUAUUAAUGCAAAAUGCAAAGAGUGUCGAACAGGAAUGCCAUAUUUGUAAAAGGCAACACAAAAUUUCCAAGGCUACACACUGGUGUCGAGAUUGCAUCGAAGCCCUUUGUAAAGAAUGCUUGCACCUUCACGGUCUUAUGAAACUUUUUGCUGACCAUAAAAUUGUCCAAGUUAAAGAAAUAGAUACGUCUGCCUCCGAACAGGAGCCCGACUUAUGCAUGAUAUCGGAUUCGUGUCCAGUUCAUAGCUCGAAAAGUGUGGUAGCGUUCUGUUUUGACCACCAUGAGCUUUGUUGCGUGCUUUGUGUUACUGUUCAACACAGAAGGUGUGAAAAUGUUCAAGUUAUUAAAGAAAUGAAAUAUCUGAAAUCGAAUAAAAUAAACGCACUCGUGUUUGAAGUAAAUGAUAUUAAGUCGAAUAUAGGAAAUAUAAUGAAAGACAAGGGUGUAAAACAAGUAAAACUUGAAGCUGGAUUUACAGAAAUUGAAGUAAGAGCGAACCAACUCAUUUCAUCCAUUAAAGGUAACUUAGACUACAUUUUAGCCUUGUUUAUCAAGGAACUAACAUUACACGAGAGGAACAAAAACGCGAGUUUGAAAAAAAACUAAAAACGUUAGAAAAACUGAAGAAUCAUUUUGAUCAGCUACAAAGCGUGACAAAAAGUGUUCAAAAGACGGGUUCUCUGUCCCAAAUGUUUAUCCAUUUCGAAAAAUCAAAAACCGAAGUAAAAUUCAUCCUGACCAAAGCAACACAGAUUCUGAAUACACCAUCGGUUCGUGAUGCUAAAUUAGAAUGUAAUGCAUUACUGGACCAGGUUGAAAAUGUUGAUCGUCUUGGAAAGCUAAUAUUAACACGUACGAAUCCUUCUGAAAUGAAAGAAUAUGUAAAACAAAUUUUUCCGCACAACUGUUCUCUUUUGAAGGAAACUAAACCAGAACUUUGUUAUGGGAAUAUUACGCUUAAACACAGUAAAACUAUUUGUUUAGGUGAUUUCAAUGUUCACGGGGGUGCUUUUAUAUCCGAUGACGUGGUUGUAAUUGGAGGAAAUGAGGGCGGUUCUGGUGGAUUGAUAAAAGCGAUAAAUAUAUCAAACGAAAAAAAUGAUUUGUGAAAGCACUUUUAAAACAACUGUUAAACGAUUAGCGUAUGAUUUUGAAAGUAAAUCUCUUUUUGUUUCUUGCUAUGAGUCGAUGUUGUUC
Molecule: messenger RNA, 1483 nt
Organism: Mytilus californianus (California mussel)
Lineage: Eukaryota; Metazoa; Mollusca; Bivalvia; Mytilida; Mytilidae
Product: E3 ubiquitin-protein ligase Midline-1-like
Exons: 1
Coding region: 11-892 (293 amino acids)
Biological process (GO): positive regulation of DNA-templated transcription
Cellular component (GO): chromatin; nucleoplasm
Molecular function (GO): ubiquitin-protein transferase activity; zinc ion binding
Source: RefSeq, a predicted model, not a curated record